This is a messenger RNA of Pocillopora verrucosa, 2417 nucleotides long. The record is from RefSeq and is a predicted model, not a curated record. Lineage: Eukaryota; Metazoa; Cnidaria; Anthozoa; Scleractinia; Pocilloporidae.
UCAGAGUGUCCCAUCCGGGAACUGAUAGAGAGCAAACCAUUAUAUCUAGAAGAAAGACUAUAGGUCUAUUUUGGGACUUUCCCAUCAAUUUUCCUAUUUUAGUCGAAAAAGUAAGUCCGUUGAAGUUGAAGUGAUGAAUAGUAAUCCACUACUUUUCUCUCUGGAAUGCAACCUCUCCCCCUCCCCGACAGGGAUCGCUUUCCUAACUUUCGCUGGCAUUUGAUAUUAACCAUGUGCGUUUCAGUCAUCUAAAAUCAACACAGAAGGCACAGGGAAUAGACAAUCACAUUUGUAACACCAAAAUGGCCUUGGAAAACGUAAUGAAGCGGAUCAAGAGAGCUUUCACUAGCGUCUCUGUGAUCACAUACGUACUAGUGGUAAUUUUUGGUACAGGCUCGUGGAUAGCGGUGAAUGGACUUUGGGUCGAAUUACCCAUCAUUGUCCAAGAAAUUCCUGAAAGCUGGUCUCUCCCAUCCUACCUGACUGUUAUAAUCCAAAUGGCAAACAUAGCUCCGUUGGCUUUUACCCUUGGAAACAAGUUCUUCCCUCGUGUGGUCCACGAGAUUCCCGUCAUUUAUGUCAGCUUGGGAAUUGGCGCGGCGUCCUGUGUUUUGUUGGCAUUUUUUUGGAAGGAAACGUCUUACAUCGCCGGAGCUGAACGAAGCACUACACUCUUAGCAUUGUGUUUCUUUCUUUCCAUGGUUGAUUGUACCUCGUCUGUUACGUUCCUACCAUACAUGGCAAUCUUUCGAGAGGUUUACAUGAGCCCAUAUUUCGGAGGUGAAGGACUGAGUGGUCUUUUGCCGAGCCUAGUGGCAUUAGGACAGGGCGUGGGAGGAGGCACCCAUACCUCUUGUACCACUGAGAGCCCUACACAGGCUCCUCUGAAUGCCACUAAUGGAACUUCAGCCAACAAUACCGACCCUGGUGGCAGGGGACCUGGUCCAAACUUCCCUGCAGAGGGGUUUUUCUGGUUCCUGGCUGGGAUGAUGUUAGCUUCUGGGUUGGCCUUUCUAGGGUUGAAUUACCUUCCUUUAGCAAAACGACAGCAAGUGAAGAAGAACUAUGAUGAAAAUGGCCAAGAGGCUCAGAGUAAUGACCAAACCAUCGAACUUGUUGCAGACGAUGAGCAAAAGGACAGCAGGCAAAAUUCCCAUGACAAUGAAGAUCAUGCAGUGGAAAGUUUGUCAACAAGAGGCACUGUGUUCCUCUUGGUGAUUUUAGCAUUAGUCAGUGGCCUGAGUAAUGGUGUGAUACCUGCCAUCCAGUCAUAUGCCUGUAUUCCUUACAGCUACUACAUCUAUCAUUUGACCCUCACCCUGUCCAACAUUGCCAAUCCAGUCACCUGUUUUGUGUUUCCAUUUAUCCGCACUACCUCAACAGUGAUCAUAGCAGUGCUGAGUUGUAUCUAUUUUGGAAUGUGUACGUACAUUCUCAUCGUGGCAUCACAGAGUCCAAAUGUGCUACUACGCUGUGGAGAUUCUGGGGCUGCCUUGAUAGUUUUCAUCAGCGUUAGUGCUGUUGCUGUGGUAACAUAUGUCAAGGUUGCUAUUGGAGGAAUCAUGCGUGAGAAAGGUCGUAAGCACCUCUUGUGGUAUGGUGUUAGUGUUCAAGCUGGGUCUUGUGCUGGUGCUCUGGCAAUCUUCGCUCCCGUAAAUGUUUUCCAUUUCUUUAAGCAAGCAUGAGAUGUACUGAACGAAAAUAGAUGCAUGUUUUCUCCAAGAAAUUAAUAUAUCAGACAUUAAAAGUAAAAGAUUUCUUUUCACCUAAAGCAAUCUUAUGACAAUUCUUCAAAUUGUUCCUUGUGUUUCUGUACACUUCAUCGAUUUUUAGUGUUUAACAGGUUUUGGAUGCUUCUUUUUGUGUUGUUGUUAUUGUUUUCUUUUCAAUGCAUUACAGCUAUUCGCAGGCCUCAAUGCCAUAAAAAUUUUGGUUGUGAUGGGAUACACAGAAAAAAAUUUAAAGUUUUGUGGUCUAAAUUGCUCAGUACUCAGGUAACAAGUUGUAACAUAUUAAUAUUCGAGUGUUAAAAUGUCCAAAGAGAAGAUGCCAUAAAAUUUUGUGUAACUUUGCUUAAAAUUUUAUUUCCUUUAUUUUGUUUCUUGCUUCUUUUUUAAACAACUGAAUGUUAAUUCCAGUGACCAGUUUAUGAUUUUAGGUAGCCUGAUGGUGACUGGAGCUUUGAGCCACAAUUAAUGUAGAGAAAACUAAGAUAAAUUUAAGUUAUUAGGUUAAAACAAGAAUCCACCUAAUUCUUGUCAUUAAUAAACCAAUUUCAAAAUUGCAUUCCUGUUAUGUAGAUGUUAAAUUCUAACCUAAUUAUAUUUAUAAGAAAGUUGUAAGUUUUAAGGAGCUCUUUCACUGCUUAUGGGGAAAGAUAAGUUGUUUGUCAGGUGAAUUGUUGCAUUCUUAUUGUU